Molecule: messenger RNA, 2130 nt
Organism: Nothobranchius furzeri (turquoise killifish)
Lineage: Eukaryota; Metazoa; Chordata; Actinopteri; Cyprinodontiformes; Nothobranchiidae
Source: RefSeq, a predicted model, not a curated record
ACAGCCUCUCCUCUUGCCAGCGCUGACUGGUGAAAAACAAAAGAGCGAAAGCUGUGUCUGGAAAAUGUCAUCAGUCAUCCUAAUGGAGGAAAGCGACACAAAACAAACGAGUAGUGGGUAUUUUUGAGGGGUGAUGAGGAGAAGCGCUCGGGUGAUUGUGCCUGGACUCUAAAUCUGGAAACAGUAAGUGAGUAAAUCGGCUUUUUUGAGAAUCUACAGGUUCCUCCUGCUGCUUUUUUGUUUCUUCUCUUCACUCAAACAUUUUAUUGCGUUUCGGGAUGGAUCCAGACUGAGUGACAGCCAGGACUUGUGGGCGAGGAAACUGUUGCAUCACUCGUCUAAGCUGCCGCGCACCGGGGACUUGUUUAUCCCUGCACCUGUAAGAGAAGUGAAGUGUUUUCUUUCUCUAUAUUGAUGCUAAUUAGAAGAUUUAAAUUCACAGAUGGACUUGUACAAACUGUAACCACAUUCCAAUGACUGCGUUGAGCGCUUUUGUGGCUCCAGGUCGCGUCUUUUAGCUCGUUUCGUUUUGGGGGAAGUCUACGUACGCGCUCGUGCGCCGGAGAGGUGCUGUCCGUAGUCCUGAAGUCAACUCAAGAAAACUUCAAGAGAUCGUAGCAGCUCCUAAAAGAGCUUAAUAUGCUAACUCUGUACAGAGCUCAUCUGCAAACCUUGGUGCUUUUCUUCCUGUUCCACCUGAGCAAGCCAGUAUGCGUGGAAGUCCCAUCAGACACAGAAGCAGUUCUGGGGGACUUCAUGAGGCUGACAUGCAUCUCCUGCAUGCCGAGGGAGGAAGUCAAAGCAAAAACAAGCGUGGACUGGUACUUCACCCCCAAAUCAGAAAACAACAGCACCAACGACAAGUUACAUAUUUUCCGUUUUGAGAAUGAAAAGCCAUCAGUUGUUGAUGAACACUUCAGCAACCGUCUGGUUUGGAAUGGGAGCCAUGACAUGCAAGAUGUAUCCAUUCGUAUUCAAAAUGUCACUGAUUCUGACAGAGGCUUUUAUCAGUGCCUUAUACACAGGACGUUUGAGUUUGGCUUCUUCACUCCUACGUUUUCAACCGAAAAGAACUUUACUCUGGAUGUGAAAAAGAAAGCCUCAACUGACGCCGCAGCAAUCUACUCACAGAUCAUGAUGUAUGUGCUGCUGGUGUUCUUGACCUUCUGGCUGUUGGUGGAAAUGGUCUACUGCUACAGAAAGAUCUCCAAAUCCGAUGAGCAGGCGCAGGACACGGCGUACUGACAGACUACGAUGCCACAUGGGGGACUAGGCAUUUCACUCAACUACGCCACCAUGAUGGAAUCAUUUGUCCCAGAGUAUCGUGUAAAUCUUGCCAACCUAAUUUCUCUUUGUAUCGACGGUGUGUUGUAAAGACCCAGCUUCUGUACUCAACUCAAGUGCUUUUCCUAAUGUAACAGCUCAAAGAGCCAAAGCUCUUGGUUGUCCUGCACUUUUAUCUGGUGAAUAACAGCCAUAGCUUUUGACCUGCUGUUGAUGUAUUAACCAUUUCCUAGUAGUUAGUAGGGCAUCUGAGUAAUUUAUAAGCAGGAAACUGAUUGAGACAAUCUCCCCACGUGUUAUCAAAGCUCUUAUAUUCAACAGAUUUAUAUAAUUUUUAUAGACUUUUGUGUGUUUUGGGGUCACGGUUUUAUUUGAAUUGACUAAAUGUCUUUUUUUAAGUGACUGAAAAGCUUUAAUACUGUAUGUAUGUAUGUGCAUUAACCUCUGCUCUUCUGUAUGCAUCAGUGAUUUCACUGUCGUGGAGUUACAUUCCAUCAAACGCAGCUUUUUUUCUGUUGAUCUAAUCUCAUCUGGAGGGUUUUACCUUGGGGCAUAGAAACCUCGGUCUCGUCUAUCCCGCUAUGAUUAUGACUUGCCUCUGUAUAAAUCUUUAAUCCGUGUUCAGCUCAGAUGUCAAAGUACAUUCAGUAGGUCAAGUGUUGCUGCACUUUGCUACUAUAAAACUUACUCUUGAAGCUUUGACCGCUGCUGGAGUUUGAAUUAACUCAACGUGUGCCUCUUUUUACUGCACAAUCAUGUAAACAUAUUCAGCCUGUUACAGAAAUAUCUAAUAUGUGAGUGAACAAUUUUAAUAUUUAUUAAAAUCAAUGCAUUGCAAAAUCUGAA